This is a messenger RNA of Scomber scombrus (Atlantic mackerel), 830 nucleotides long. Its product is annotated as TNFAIP3-interacting protein 1-like. The record is from RefSeq and is a predicted model, not a curated record. The coding region runs from base 90 to 830 and encodes 246 amino acids. NCBI's taxonomy places the organism in Eukaryota, Metazoa, Chordata, Actinopteri, Scombriformes, Scombridae. The transcript is spliced from 9 exons. Gene Ontology annotation, biological process: cellular response to lipopolysaccharide; regulation of transcription by RNA polymerase II.
GAAAAAACUAAAGCAGCCGCAGUUUAUCACCCUGCUGAGAGUCUGCUGGAAGACACCCAGAAGUGUCUGCUACGAACUGUGACGCUAACAUGAAAGCACAGAUACUCAUCAUGGAGAAGCAAAAACAAGAGCUUCUUUCUAUUAAUGAGAGAUGGGCGAAGGAGUACCGAAUCAUAGUACAGUACUACCAAGAUAAGGUGCGGGAUUUAAAAGCAUUACUGCAACAUAACAACUUUCACUCUAAAGAAGAGGAGACGCACAUCGCAUUGUUCAAAAAAUCUAACGUCAAGACAGUGAUAGAAGAAGAGAGCACACAGGCAGGAAACAGUGACGUCAAUGCCGAGGUACUCAGAGCAGAGAGGGAAGCAAAGGAACUCCGAGCACAUAACAGCACUCUGACCCGAAAAGGGCUGCAUCAGCAGGAAGAGAUCAAGCGACUGAACAAGGCUCUAGAAGAGACAUUUAUCACCACUAAGCCUCUUGCUGCAAGCAAUGAAACACUACAGGAUGUCUGGAAGCAUCAGGCUGAGAUUUAUAAGGAGGACUUUUUGAAAGAGCGGAAGGACAGAGAGAUCCUCAAGGGGAAGUGUCUGGAACUGGAGAAGGGGUUGAGAAAAGCUCACAAGGAGGUUCACGUCCUAAAAUCACAGGAAUCUUUAUACAUCCUCCUUUCCAACAGCAGUCCUCAGUAUACAGAGCGCAGCUGCUUGGGGGGCAGCCAAGAGCAAGGGCCCCCGAGGGUGGCAAACAGGAUGCCCAAAAAACUCUUCCACCUGCUGCUCUGCGGCUCUUACUGUGCUGCAAUGUCCUCGCACAGCGCCGGCCUUUAG